This is a messenger RNA of Geodia barretti, 2331 nucleotides long. The record is from the annotation of a GenBank genome assembly. NCBI's taxonomy places the organism in Eukaryota, Metazoa, Porifera, Demospongiae, Tetractinellida, Geodiidae.
UAGAACUGGUGCGCAUUAUUUGGCAUUGAAGCCGGGAAGUUUGAAUUCUGAACAACAUGGACGUCCCGACGUCAAGCCAGGUUACUGGUGUUGCUAACACUCUGCUGAGACAGGCAGGACUCCCACGAGUGGUACACGGCAUCGAGCAGUGCGGCUCCGUGCUGUUCGGCCAACUCUACGAGGCUCUGACGGGGGCCCGGCCUCCCGGGGGCGGAGAGAGCGAGGCUGAGCGGUGUCAGGCGGUGGUGGACGCCUUCUCGGAGCAGCUGGCACCGCACGUCUCACUGGAGCACAUCAGAGGCCGAGACCUCGCGUCCAGAGACCCCAUCACCAUCAUCAACCUUCUGGACAUCUUCUCAGGUCAGUGCAGAGUCUGCCUAUCAGCUAGUAUUCUUCUAUCUUCAUACACACACUCUCUCUCUUUACAUUUUCUCCUCGUCUCUCUGUGUGUCAAUCUUCUGAACUAUUCAGUCUUGUUUCACGUGCCUACUGUGAGGAGAGAUCCUCAGUCUCUUCAUCGCGAUCGCGACACUACUACUGAUGACGAUGAUCAUCCCUCCAACCUUCUCCCAGAUCAAGGUCUCGGUAUAGUACUGCAGGAUGAAAUCGGAGACUCCGCCCAACACCACACCCUCUUUUCUAGUUCGUAUUCGACGAACUCUACAGCUGAGCUGCUCCGCCCAGUUCCACCUGUCCACAUUUACCACCUCACACCCCCUCCUUCCCUUACCAUCAUGUCUCUCACACCGAGCACCAUCGACCAAUCGGAAACAGCCCCGCCCACUGGGGAGGGAGUCGGCACUGACAAUUCCUCCUCCACUUGGAGGUCAAGCAAAGGUCAACUGGCCACACCCUCUACACCACCCCCUGAGACUCGGCUGCUCAAUUCCCCACUCCAUCAUAGUACACCCAGACCACACCCUUCCAGGUCACGCAUCCCUCCUCCACCACCCAGCGUGACAUCAUUCCCCCUGGAAAAGCCUGCGCGUGUCCAACAACCCUCAUCCUUCCCUCCUCUCCCUCUCCCAUCUGCCUCUCCUUCUGAGAGUCUCACAAGCAGCUGUACUGAGGCAGGCAAAGACACUGAGGAAGAAGAGGGUGGUGAGACCACGCUGACCAACACACUGAGGGAGCAAGAGGUUGAAAAUCCCAAUUCUAUUCUGGAACAAGAUCCUGGGAAUGGGACUGCAGAGGAGAACCACACACCUGUAUCGUCGACACCAGAGCCGACCCCCUCCCCAAGUGGGGGGAGGAAAAUUGGACCCCCGACCCCAGGGGAGAAGGAACGGAGAGAUAUACUGAGCUCUCUCUACCAGCGGUACCUGGAGGCAGCUGGUCCUAGCCAGUCUCGCUGUAGACAGAAGAAGACCAUGACUGGUGUAUACAGGCAACCUAGCAGGAAACGUGGCGUCAAGCCUGGAGGUCAGAGGUCAGGCACACUAGCGAGCAGCCGAGCUAAAGACGACAGCAGAGAAGAUAAGAAGAAAUUGGGCGUGACCUCUGACCUUUUCCCUGUGGUGGAAGCAAGUCUCCCAGUGUGCCCCGUUUCCAUGGAGACUGUCAAGGACCUGUGGAGGAAGCAGCUGCGGCAGAUCACCACUCUCACCAAACCCACACCCUCACACCCUCACCGAGUGGACCAACAAAUUGAGGCCAUGGGUAGGAAGCAUUCAGCACUGCUGGAGUCUCUCAAGAAAGAGGUUGACCACACCCGACGACUGAGAGGUCAGGAGGAGGCCAGGGCUCAGCAGAGAGCAGUGAGAGCCAAACUAGAGACAAAGAGACAAGCGACGGCCCGAGCAAGACGCUACUUCCGCGACUAUGAACUUGAGCUCAAGGCAAAGCUGCAGAAGAAGAGGACAAACGAGGAGCUAGUGUUUCGACGAGCGUUUGAAGACGGGCUGGCGCUGUUGAAAGAGAGGGAGAGGGAGGUGAGGAGGAUGGCAAAGGAGAAGAAGGAACAGCAGAAAGAGAGACUGAGAAGAGAUCUUGAGGCCAUGGAACAGUACUACAGCGACCAGUUCUCGAUGCUGGCAGAGUCGCUGGCAAGAGAGAGGGAUAAUUCAUCUGCCAGAGACAAGGCUCGAGCUAAGUUGUCGGGGCAACUGGGCAGGGAGAUGAGACAGACUCUGGAGAGAGAGGUCAGGGACCUGCAGACCUGUCUCGAUAGAGACGAUGACGUCACUCACUUCAGAGAACUCGACGCUCAGCAGCUCAGACUGGCACUACACCAUCUCCUUACACCACUAUAGGCAGCUACACCAUCAUCUAGUCCACUGUAAUAUACCUCUGUGAAUACUUUUCUAAGUGAUAUUCUAAGGGGUUUCCCCU